AUGAAAAUUAUCUUUCAAAAAGUUAAAUAUGCUAUUUGUAAAAAUGAACAGAAGAUUUAUAGUGUUAUUGGGUGCGGAAUAGUAAUUUAUCUAGGAAUAUCUAAACAUGAUACAGAAGAAACAGUGGAUAAUUUGGUUAAUAAGUUGUUAAAAAUUAAAAUUAAUGAUCGAUGGACUAAAACUAUAAGCGAAGCGAAUGGUGAUAUUUUAUUGAUAUUUCAAGAAACAUUGUCUGACACGUCUUUAACUGCAUUUUAUGAAAAAAACAAUUUCUUAGAAAUAAGCCGGCUUAAUGAAAUUUUUGAUUUGUUUUUUACAAAACUUAAAAAUAAUUAUAAACUUGGAAUUAUUAAAAAAUUGCCGAUAAAUGGGAAAUAUAAUAUUAAUGUUUGUAAUCAGGGUCCAUUUACAAUAAUAUUUGAAAAAUAA
This is a messenger RNA of Vairimorpha ceranae, 429 nucleotides long. Its product is annotated as d-tyrosyl-trna deacylase. The transcript has a single exon. Gene Ontology annotation, biological process: tRNA metabolic process. The coding region runs from base 1 to 429 and encodes 142 amino acids. Gene Ontology annotation, cellular component: cytoplasm. The record is from RefSeq and is a predicted model, not a curated record. Lineage: Eukaryota; Fungi; Microsporidia; Nosematidae. Gene Ontology annotation, molecular function: D-tyrosyl-tRNA(Tyr) deacylase activity.